Molecule: messenger RNA, 3711 nt
Organism: Lobosporangium transversale
Lineage: Eukaryota; Fungi; Mortierellomycota; Mortierellomycetes; Mortierellales; Mortierellaceae
Exons: 2
Coding region: 441-3704 (1087 amino acids)
Source: RefSeq, a predicted model, not a curated record
UUUUAAAAAAAGCUGUCUUCCCCCCGCUCUCUCUCUCUCUCUCUCUCUCUCUCUUUCAUUCAUUCAUUUCUCCAUAUUCCUUUUCUUCUCUUUCUUCUUUUCCUUUCUUCCUUCUUUCUUUCUCUCUUUUUUGUUUUGUUUUUUGUUUUGUUUUGUUUUGUUUUCUAUUCAUCUCAUCUGUAACCUGAUUGUUCAUUCCAAUUCACAGUUACAUCGACUUCAUCCUUUCCUUUUUUUUUCCCAUUAUUUUUUGUGUGUUCCUGUGCAUCUGUGAAUCAGAGUCUGUGUAUCCCCUGUGUGUCUGUGCCAAAUGUGCUUAUAAAAAGCACCUUUUCCCCCAUUCUCGGUCCGAUCCUUUUUCUCUGUCAAAUCAAAUUGCAUCGCAGCCGAAACCUUUUUUUUACUUAGUACCCUAGUACUUCCGCCACUAAAAAUACAACAUGAAUCCAUUCUCAGUCGUGUCAAAUCUACCCUUCCUAUAUCGUCAAUCGACCACCAAUCCUGUCAAUGUAGUUGUCCACACUCCUGCCUCUCACAAGCAACAGCAACCUCCCCCAAACCCUCCACAUGCAACCGUUCUCUCAAAGGACAUGCAAACACAACAGGUUGAUCAGAUUGACCUCAAAACCAACAUGGUUCCUCGCAAACACAGAAACAAUCCCCAGGCUAUCUUGCCUGAGCUUGAUCAGAAAGAACAGGACUUUUAUCUUCGCCUUGCCGCCGUCAAUCAACCUUCAUCAAGUUUUACAGCUUUUAAUGAUAAUGAUAAUGACAACCUCGAUAAUGAAGAUUGCAAAAAGUUCAAUCGACAUAGCAUCCAUAUGAUCCCCUCAACUACAGCCACAGUCACCGCUACUACUACACCUACACCUACACCUACACCUUCAUCCACACCCCCCAAAACUGAUGACCUUCCUAGCCGUCAAGUCCUUAUCCGCCAUUCAUCUAGCCCAAUCAUUCACACCUCUGCUGCUUCCAAAGUUCAUGCUGCUCCAGCUCGAGCAUCGAUCGACAGCUACGAACGUGCAAAGAUUAUCAAGCCUUCCCCUGCUGACACUGUGCAGGCCACAGUCAUGAUCAGUCAACCUCGACCUCCACAUCUGAGGCAUAUGCGUUCAAGCUCUUCUCCUAACAUGACCAUGCCCACCUCCAUAUCCUCACAACCUCCACGACCUUCCCAUCUCUCAUCUUCAACUUUGGCAUCUCCUUCUGACCUUAAUACACCAGUUUCUGGAACUAACUUUGGCCAAGAGGAGCCUGAUCAAGAUUCAGAGGAUGAUAAAGAACGAGGAAAAGCGACGCAGUCAGAGUCUGAUGAUGACACUCCUCAGACACUUACACAGAUGCAGCUUGCUGUCGCACGGGCACUAAAGUUUGCAGAGUCACAAAAGGCUCCAGCGACUCCCUUGGCGACCCCACCCACAACACCCACAACACCCAUGCUCCCGGCCACUUCCACACCUAAAGUGACCACCACAAAUGUCACUCCAUCCAUUCCAUCCCUCACUCCACCGGUAACACCUCCAAUUACCCCCGUUACAUCAUCAACAAAGUCUUUGGUGGAACCUACAGCAUCGAUCUCAACUCUGGAAAAACCAUGUACUCCUUUGACCUUGUCCCAAACUUCGUCCACUGUUGCACCAACACCAACACCUACCGUAGCCACACCUCCUUCACCCCCUGCUUCUCCUUCCAUAUCGUCUACAUUCCCUUCUGCGGCCACAUCAUCCUCCUUCCUCGCCUCAUGGCAAGGUCGACCACGUACUAUGAUUUCAAGCAUCCCACGGCCUUCACCCCUGAUGCCGUUCCGUGCUGCUCGAUCUGUAGUCAAUUCCGUGACCUCGGUCGGAACAGGACUCAUACCGUCGAAGGAGCAGCUUGGUUCCCUUCCAGUGGCGGGUAGGAUCUUGAAGCAUCCGGUCAUGGAUUCGACUCUGUCUUAUAUCGCAACCAAGGCUUCGGAGCGUGGUAUCUCCUUACAUGCUCUGACCGGCGGCAUCGAUCCCAAGACCUUAAUUUCACCUGAGGAUGUACCUUAUCGGAAACUAAACAAGAAGCUGAUUCAACAGGCCAUGACCCUAUCCGUUUUAGCGAUGGAGAAGGAGGACCAGUCCAAGGCAAUGGAUGAUGAAGCCGGUGAUGAUGCAUUUGAGCUGUAUUUGGCAGCCAUCAAUAUAAUGCUUCAUGCAUUGCCAUUUGAAACCUGCGAUCCCCUCCGUCGUGAGGCUUUCGAAACCCAACUACGCGAUUUCCUAGAAGACCAGCUCGAAGAGCUCCGGGGUGUGGAUGAGAUUAGCGACGCAAGCGUAUCUUCUAAGCGACUGCGCCGACGAUGCAGAAGAAGACAUCGUCAGAAUCAUGAGCUCGCAGCUACAAUGAUUCAGCAGCAUACUGCAGUCUCUGAAGAAGCUGUCGCAUCCAUGGACGAAAAGGCCGCUGCUGCGUUUAUUCAACAACAACGCGGACAGCAGAAGCAGAAGCAGCAGCAGCGUAAACAGCGCCGUGAGCAGCAUGCAAAAGAAUUGCAGGCUUUGAAAAAACAACAGCAGGAGCAAGAAAAGGAGCUCAAGAAUAAGAAACAAACAAAGCUGGCCAGUCCUUCAUCAUCUCCUUCAUUGCAACCUACAAAGGCAUCACCCUCUAAUGGUCACACACACUCCCGUCGUCGCCAUACUCGAAGACAACGUCACCACUUCCAUGAACACGAACUUCCUCAACACAACGACAUUGCCAACAAUGACAAAGCCCUCCAGAACCCCAGCCAUGUCAACAAUGCAGGUGGGAUUGGUGACGCCAUUAUUUCGACAGCUGUUCAUUCAGCAAUUCGUCUGAAGCAAUCACCCAUUCCAGACGUGGUCAAGUCAUGUCUUCGAACAUCCAAGACAAUCUUCCACAAGGUUGAUGAGCGCUUCCAUCUGCAGGAUAAGGCUUGGGAGUUGUCAAAGCAAUCGAUUGAGAAAGCCAUCGAGUUGGAUGAGCAGUAUGCGAUCCAUGAAGCCGUCACAGAAACCGUGUUCGCCACCCUGACUGGUCUCGUCAAGGCUGGUAUUGCUUACAAAGAGACUCCGGGCUAUGCAGCUGUCAAGGCUGCUCAGACACAAGGGGGACUGGGGGCAGCUGGAGCAGCUGGCACAAUAACUGAUGGAGCAGCCGCGGGCUCAAAUGCUACAAACAGGUCUCAUCAUCCUCAAGAGAUCGAUCACAAGAAACAAAUUGAUCUCAAGGAGCUUGCAAAGCAGCAAAAGAGGAAGAGAGGAAGCACUAGGGCUGCAUUAGCGGCCGCCGCUGCAGCUGCUGUAGCAAGCACAACUCGACGCGGAUGGAGCAAACGAACAAGCUCUGCUGUUGCGAAAGAAAGUGACUCUGGCAGCAGCUCAACCACGAACUCUGAGGCAGAUUCUGAAGACAGCGAUUUCGAUUCUGAGAACGAGUCGGAUUCCGAGAUGAUGACGCCGUCCACUGGACCUUCCUCAUGUCCAUCUUCAGAUAUGGAAGAGACUAGCUUGGAUUCUGAUAAGGGUUAUGGAAGAUUGCAGCCACAACAACAGCAGAUGCAGCAGAAAGAAGAAGUGAUUGAGCUAAACCAACAGACAUUACUCUCUCCUACACCAUCAUCAACUCCAUAUACAGAUCAAGUUCGUGAGAAGAUUGACAUGUUUAUGGCUCUUAAAGGUGCCGCUUCGUUGAUUUAUGGCAACUUGUAAAAAAAAA